CAAACGUCAAUGUCAAACGUAAACUUCCGGUGUAGAAGACGACCCGUCUUUUUUAAUGGCAAAAUACAAACAUUUACGUUUCCUGGAUUGUCAUAAAUAAAAUAAGGGAAGCUUUCAGUAUUGCCAAGAAGUAUUAUGUUUUAUGGCCAAUGGUACUAGAUGAUCAUUUGAAUUAUUUAUUGGAAAAGCUCUUUGGCAGAAAGUUCAUGUGUAGUUAUUAUAAAAAUGAACAGGUAUGGUUCAAUGAAAAGUAAUAAUGUCAGACAUCUUCUGUCAAAAGUUUUAAAGCGAGAGCUUUGCAGUCAAGAGUUCUCAACAACUAGAAAUGGAAACAAUUGUAUGUGUAAGCACAAAAAGCUGCAUCUAAAAGAAUUCAGCAGGAAUAAAAACUUGAUGUCAGAAUUGACUCGUCUCCAUGGCUACCAAAGUCCUGUGAUGGCAUAUUGUACAGUGAAAAAUGGAACAACUGAUAAAGAUAUAGAGGCCUGGGAAGCAUUAGUAAAUUAUGAAGGCCUGUCUCCUCUGGAACAAAGAGUACAUGAUAGACACAGAAAUGCUGUAAAGCAAGGCAAGCUGAUGUAUGCAGACCCCCAGACAGGAUAUCAAGUAAUGACGAGGGUGGCUCAUCUUAAACGUGGCGAUUGUUGCGGAAAUGCUUGCAGACAUUGUCCAUUUGGGCAAGCCAAUGUCACAGACACUCGGAAGAGAAAGAAGUUCAACACUGCCUUCUAUGUUUGACGAAAAUUGACAUAGACCUUCAAAUUGUUUUAUAUUAAAAUGAAUUAAAAUGAUAGAAUUCCAGAAAAA
Mya arenaria is the source of this 807-nucleotide messenger RNA. RefSeq lists its product as uncharacterized. Bases 226 to 738 code for a protein of 170 amino acids. The transcript is spliced from 4 exons. The record is from RefSeq and is a predicted model, not a curated record. NCBI's taxonomy places the organism in Eukaryota, Metazoa, Mollusca, Bivalvia, Myida, Myidae.